CCGGGAGGCGGCGACGGGGCGCCUCGCAGCGCCGUCGAGCGGGUGGCUGGCUGGCUGCGUGCAGGGCGAGUUCGCCGCGGCCGCCCCGACAUGCGCCCUCGCUAGCCCGCCCGCUCGGAGCCUCGGAGGCGGCCAGGCCGCACGGCGGGGCCGGCCAUGGAGAAGGCGGACGGCGGCGAGCCCUUCUCGCACCCCUUGGCGGCCGAGGCGGAGGCGCAGGCCGGCCCGGCGGCGGGCGAGAAGCGCUUCAGGCUGUGGUACGUGGGCUGCUCGUGCCUGGACCGCCGCACCACGCUGCCCAUGCUGCCCUGGCUGGUGGCCGAGAUCCGGCGGCGCAGCCAGAGGCAGGAGCCCAGCGCCGUGCCCGCGCGGGAGGUGCUGCUGCUGCUGGGCGCCUCGCCCAGCCUGCGCUGCGUCCCGGCCGCCGCCGCCGCCGCCGCCGCCCCGGCCGUCUUCAUCUUCGAGCACAAGGCGCAGCACAUCUCGCGCUUCAUCCACAACAGCCACGACCUCACCUACUUCGCCUACCUGAUCAAGGCGCAGCCCGACGACCCCGAGUCCCAGGUGGCCUGCCACGUCUUCAGGGCCAGCGAGCCCAGCCAGGUUCCAGAUGUGAUCAGCAGCAUAAGGCAAGCUUCCAAAGCAGCCCUCAAGGAGGAGGUCAAACCCAAUAAAGACAGUGAAGAUGCCUUCUAUAACUCUCAGAAAUUCGAAGUCCUGUACUGUGGGAAGGUGACCGUGGCUCACAAAAAGGCCCCCUCCACUCUGAUCGAUGACUGCAUAGAGAAGUUCAACCUGCACGAACGCCAGCGCCUGAAACUGUUGAGUGAGCAACGCAGUGCAGAAUCCAGUGCAGAUCUUGCUGAGAACGAUGGUGACACGCCGCCUUCUCCUUUGGACAGUCCCUUUGAGGAGAUGGAUGACGCGAACCCCUCUGGUGGUAGCAACGUUGGGAUGUUUACGAUCGGAAGCCAGACUAACCUGGCAGGCCUGGCUAGCUCCCGUCUCUCGUUCCCCGAACGGAUUUUGGAGGAUUCGGGGUUUGACGAUCAGCAGGAAUUCCGGUCCCGGUGCAGCAGUGUCACUGGCGUUAUGCAAAAGAAGGUGCAUGAUAACACCUUAAAAACGCAGUCACGGAGACGACACGCAAGCGCCCCCAGCCACGUCCAGCCCUCUGAUUCUGAGAAGAACAGGACCAUGCUGUUUCAGGUUGGUCGAUUUGAAAUCAACCUCAUCAGUCCAGACUCUAAAUCUGUUGUGUUUGAGAAGAACUUUAAAGAUAUCUCAUCAUGUUCUCAGGGCAUAAAAAACAUUGAUCACUUUGGUUUUAUAUGUCGUGAAUCUACUGAACCUGGGAUAAAUCAAUAUGUUUGCUAUGUAUUCCAGUGUGCAAACGAAUCAUUGGUUGACGAGGUGAUGCUCACUCUCAAGCAAGCUUUUAGCACUGCUGCAGCCCUCCAGAAUGCCAAGACUCAGAUUAAGCUGUGUGAAGCCUGUCCGAUGCACUCGCUACAUAAGCUCUGCGAAAGGAUUGAAGGUCUUUACCCACCAAGAGCCAAACUUGUGAUUCAGAGACAUUUGUCAUCCCUCAGUGACAAUGAGCAAGCAGACAUCUUUGAACGUGUCCAGAAAAUGAAGCCUGUUACAGACCAGGAAGAAAAUGAGCUUGUGAUCUUGCACCUGCGACAGUUGUGUGAAACAAAACAGAAGACUCACAUGCACAUUGGCGAGGCUCCACUGCAGAAUACCUGCAGCAACUCAGUUCCCGAAAUUGCCGUGAGCGGUGGCAGGUUCAAACUUGAUGUUCUGAAAAACAAGGCCAAGAAAUCCUUGACUAGUUCUCUGGAAAAUAUUUUCUCAAGGGGAGCUAACAGAAUGCGUGGCCGUUUGGGCAGCAUGGACAGCUUUGAUAGGUGCAACAACCUCUCCUCUGACAAAGACUGCUCCUCCGGGGAGUCUCCUCCCCCAACUCCACCAGGUUCGCCGAUAUCUUCAGUUUGGCAGCCGUUUCCCGAAGAGGAUUCUGAUUCGCCGCAGUUCAGAAGACGUGCACACACAUUCAGCCACCCACCGUCCAGCGCAAAGAAAAAAAUCUCUUUCCAAGACGGGCGAUCCCAAAGUGUCAGGUCUCCUGUCCUGAGACAGAACUCUGUGGAACACAGCAGGCCGACAAUUUCCCGACGCGCUCGCAGUGAGAGUGAAUCAUCUGCGACGUCCAGUCUCCCUUCUUCUUUCUCUGCCCCAUCUUUCCUGAAAAGCUUUUACCAGAGCUCAGGAAAACCACCUCCACCAUCUGAACAUGAGCUUCCCAAGAGUAAUGGGGAAAGACGCAAAAGGACGUCCUCUGUCUGCAGCAAUGACUCUAUGAAUGCUGGUGGAAUUGUUCUUACCCCCCGCCGGAUCUCCUGGCGUCAGAGAAUCUUCCUCAGGGUGGCGUCACCCAUGAAGAAAUCGCCCUCAGCAAUGCAAAACCAAGAUGAAGGCGAUGGGAGUGAGUUGUUGCCCCUGUCUCCUCUUGCACCAUCUUUGGAAGAAGAUCCCCUGGCUUCCAUAUUGCAAAACGAGGAUGCCCAAGAUAAAAUGGGGGAGAAGAAGAACUCAGAAGAGUUGCAGAGCCUGUGGAGAAAAGCUAUCCAUCAACAAAUACUGCUGCUUCGGAUGGAGAAAGAGAACCAGAAACUGGAAGCAAGCAGAGAUGAGCUCCAAUCCCGAAAGGUUAAAUUGGACUAUGAGGAAGUGGGCACUUGUCAGAAAGAUGUUAUCAAUGUCUGGGAUAAGAAGCUCUUAAAUUGCAGAGCCAAAAUCAGAUGUGACAUGGAAGAUAUUCAUGCUACUCUGAAAGACGGUGUACCAAAAAGUCGCCGUGGAGAGAUUUGGCAGUUCCUGGCUGUGCAGCAUCGUGUACGACAUCGGCUGACGAAUAAGCAGCAACCCCCUGACAUCUCCUACAAAGAGCUCUUGAAACAGUUGACGACUCAGCAGCAUGCCAUCCUCGUAGAUCUAGGAAGGACCUUCCCGACACACCCUUAUUUCUCUACUCAGUUGGGAGCAGGGCAGCUGUCCCUCUUCAAUCUUCUGAAAGCUUAUUCCUUGCUGGACAAGGAGGUGGGCUAUUGCCAAGGCAUCAGCUUUGUGGCUGGAGUGCUGCUUCUGCACAUGAGCGAAGAGCAAGCUUUCGAAAUGUUGAAAUUCCUCAUGUAUGACCUUGGCUUCCGGAAGCAGUACAGGCCUGACAUGAUGUCGCUACAGAUCCAGAUGUACCAGCUGUCCAGGCUUCUCCAUGACUACCACAGGGAUCUCUACAACCACCUUGAAGAGAACGAAAUCAGCCCCUGCCUUUAUGCUGCACCUUGGUUUCUCACCUUACUGGCUUCACAGUUUCCCCUGGGAUUUGUAGCCAGAGUAUUUGAUAUUAUUUUUCUUCAGGGAACAGAAGUUAUAUUUAAAGUAGCACUCAGCCUGCUUAGCAGCCAAGAGACACAAAUCAUGAUGUGUGAAACUUUUGAGAACAUAGUGGAGUUUCUGAAGAACACUCUUCCGGAUAUGACGAAGCCCCAGAUGGAGAAGAUUAUCACACAGGUAUUUGAGAUGGAUAUUUCUAAACAGCUUCAUGCCUAUGAGGUAGAGUACCACGUUCUGCAGGACGAACUUCAGGAUGACUCGAACCCGUGCGACGAUGGCGAGGCUCCGGAGAAACUUGAAAGGGUGAACAGUCAGCUCAAGAAACAGAAUAUGGAGCUCUUGGAGAAACUGCAGGCAGCUCAUGCUAGGCUCCAGAGCGUGGAAUUGAAUUUGGAAGACGUCUUGGCGAGAGAGAGCAAAAUGAAGAGCCUGAUUGUGUCACUGGAACAAGAGAAGGGGGUUUACCGAAAGACUAUUGAGAAGAUGUGUCAGUACCUGUCUGCCGAGGCAUUGUCGGCCUGUGAGCAGCUGCUGAAGGAGGCAGACUGUAAACCAAACAUAAUCUAGAAAAAAGCCAUAAACCAAGAGCCGCAGGCAACCCCAUUUCUGACAAUAAAGGAAAGGGACAGACCAGCUGAUGUAAAGAAUAUCUGCUCCACCUUACACGGGUACCGGGAUUCUUAGAGCACGAAGAGAGGCCUUUUCAACAUUGAUAUGCAAAUCCCAGGUUAAAUGUUUUUCAUAAUGUGUGUACAUAAACUGCAAUGCAAAAAAAAUAGAGGAGGGGGGAGGUAAAAUCUAAUGAAGACAAUUAGAUUAUAUAUAUUUAGGAUUGAUCUACAGGUGGUGUGUGUGUGGCAGGGUGGGGGGUGAAAUUUCACUAAUGGAGAUCACUGAUAACUUUAAAAAUGUCAACCUCGGUAUGUUUUCUUGACAUGUAGUAAAAGGAACACUGUUGUGUCUUUCUGUACAUUAAUUAAUACUUGAAAAAGAAACAAGAAUGUAAUUUUUUUCCCCUCCAAAGAAAAGCAUGUUUCUCAUCGUAAUGGGGAAUUUCUUUUGUAGAGGCAAUGAUGGGUGGCGAGGAGAGAGGGGAAAUGAGGAAAAUCUCGACAAGCUCUCAUGUGCCUGUAAUGAAUUCUACUGACAACUGUGUGUAUGUAACAAUAAUCCCCACCGGCUGCCCAGAGAUGACUUUGCUACUGAGAAUUGCCAGUGCCAAGGGGAUUUUGCAGCAUGCCGAAGUAGCCUGGCCUUCUUUUUCCAGCUGUGUCUCCCAAAGUUGAGGAGGGAGAAGAUAAAGGUCGGAAGUACCUCUUUUCGGCUCCUGACCCCUUACUCCACGAAGAGCUAAAAUGGCAGCAGUCUCACCAAGAUGCUGAAACUGCUGACCCGUAUCAUCCCAGACUGUCAGUGGGAGAGGAAAUGCCGAAGCGCGCGUGCAACUAACCUGUCGGGAAGAAGGCGCUAGGUUUUUGUAUGUGCAAGCCUUGUUCAUAGAGAGAACGUUCAAAUGUUUCAUCUCCCACCUACAGCCUGACGUGGUACAGCCCAGCAGUGGGUUCCUUGCAUGGGGUUUCUCCUCAUCCAUUUUUAGCACUUGAGGAGCGGAAGAUUUGGUGUACUUUUGAGUGCAAAUGGUUUGUCCUGCAAUUGCGCAUGUGCCGUUAUUACAGGAUUUCAAGGAGCCAAAGGAAUCUUGUAAGACGCUUCGUUGUUUUCUUGUGUUUCAAGGACCGUUGGGAUCAGUGAUCCUUCCGACGUUCCUCUUUGUUGGAACUAGAGCACUGGAUAAAAUUGAAAUCGUUUUAAGAGUUCCUUAAAUAUGUAAGUUCACAACACAGCAAAGAUGCACUCGCCCCAGAGAAGCACGUAGGCUUUAGUUGUGUUAACUCUCCAGGGAGGCUGUAAUCUAGAUCUAGUGGUUGAUACAUUUCAGCUGAAAAUAUUUGCUCUGUAGCACACUUUCUUUCCUUUACUCUUUUUUUUUUAAAAAAAGAAGGCUGUAGAUACCGUUUGAUGCUCUUCAGACAGCUUCUGCCUUUAGCUGCUGCUCUGCGUUAUUUUGAUGCUGGGAGAGGGUUCUCUUCUGCCAGAUGCCGGAGUAAAAAAAAUAGACGAUAUAUAGGGAAUGACAAAGCUAUGAAAAUAGCUGUCAGUCAUACACAGGAAAUGUGCAUUUUGGAAAAUGCUUGAAUUAUUGUGAGGUUCAGUAGGGAUUUAUUAUUUGUCACAUUGUUUUUAAUAAUAAGAAAAGUGCCAAAUUCUGCCAAGUUGUCUUACUCACAGCAGGUGUGUGUGUGUAUGUGUGUAUGUGGAGGGUGCCAGGGCUUUCUGUGUAACAUGCAUUAUGCAAGCGACAAGCAAAAUGGGGUGGGUGUGUGUGUGUGUGUGUGUUAGAAAGUUAUGUUGCUUUUUUUGUGUGUGCUUCAGCAUCUGUCCUCUUCUAGUACUGAUGUGAUUUUCAUGGUUACUGUCCAGCAGGAAAAAACGGAAAUUCUAGGCGUUGAUGUAUUAAUUUUUGUCUUGCAAGAGAAAAAUUGGACAGAUUGUACCCAGUAUUCUUUACAUGCCAUUAGUUAUUGCCUCUUACUGAGUGACUAAAUUCACACGGGAUUAGGUGGCAUUGCAAUAAUACUGUGUUUCACCAGUUCAAGGGAGAGGAGAAGCCAUUUGAGCUAAUUUGGUGCAUACGGAAUCAAGUCCCAGAGAACCGUGGAACUGUAUACAGCAACAAUCGAGCUGUCCAGACACACCUUGCACUUCUUUUUGAAUUUCUUUGAAAGGCACAAAACAUUUUACUCUGUGUUGGACUUCUGUUGACUUUUGAGUUGUUCAUUCAUCACCUGGGACAUUUCCAAUAAAUGUCAUUGCUGCAA
This is a messenger RNA of Eublepharis macularius, 6281 nucleotides long. It is a transcript of the gene TBC1D4, whose product is annotated as TBC1 domain family member 4. The record is from RefSeq and is a predicted model, not a curated record. NCBI's taxonomy places the organism in Eukaryota, Metazoa, Chordata, Lepidosauria, Squamata, Eublepharidae. The transcript has 20 exons. The coding region runs from base 157 to 3969 and encodes 1270 amino acids.